Molecule: messenger RNA, 1437 nt
Organism: Chaetomium globosum CBS 148.51
Lineage: Eukaryota; Fungi; Ascomycota; Sordariomycetes; Sordariales; Chaetomiaceae
Exons: 2
Coding region: 1-1437 (478 amino acids)
Biological process (GO): transmembrane transport
Cellular component (GO): fungal-type vacuole membrane
Molecular function (GO): transmembrane transporter activity
Source: RefSeq, a predicted model, not a curated record
AUGACAUGCACCUCUUCAUAUCCCUCCUCAGAGCACAUUGAAUUCCCUAUUCCUAAACCGGCCAUGGCAGCAAGAAACCCGACAAUCCCGCUCACCGCCCGGGAAGCCGGGCCCGAAUCCCCAACCCCGGCCGCCGCCGUGACCCUGCCGCCGAUAUCCCGCAAGAAGCAAGCGGCGGUGGUCUCGUCCGCCUUCGGGGCCAUCGCGCUGACCAUCGGGUACAACCAAUGUUUCGGCGUGUUCCAGGAGUAUUACCUGUCGCCGGACCAGGAUGUGUUGGUGCCCUCGCCCGCCAGCCAGGCCUCACCGCCAACGGCCUUACUCGCUUUCGUGGGCACCCUGUGCUACGGGCUCACCUGGGCCGGCGGCAUCCUCGUAAACCCGGUCAUCUCGCGCAUUGAGCACGGUAUUUGGGGCCCGGCCACGCCUGCUUCGCGGGUCUGGCGCCGGAGGAUGCUGCGUCUGUUGACGACUAGGACUAUCACCGUGUCGGGGGUGCUCAUGAUGUCGGUUGGCUUCGCGCUUGCGUCGAUCCUCGCCGGCGGCGGUGCAGGCGGCCUGGUCCUCUCCCCCGCCUUCAGCACCCUGCUCAACUCCCUCGGCGGCCGCCGAACCCUCCAAAUCUACGCCCUCUUCAACCUCGUCGCGGGGCUCCCCAUCGCCUGGUCCGUCCCACGCAGCCGCUUCGCCAACAUCGGCACCCCCACCCCCAACCCAGACCCAGAUCCCACCACCAACACCAACACCAACUCCCAACCCAUACAUGUCGACACCUCCCGCCCCUCCACACACCUGCCCUUCCCCCUCUUCACCACCCCCACCCUGCUCCUCUCCGCCGCCGCGGCCUUCCUCCAAGCCGCCGGCGCGCAGCUCCCGCUCGCCUUCAUCCCCUCGUACAGCGUCGUCCUGGGGCUGGGGGCGUCGCGCGGCGCCAGCCUGCUCGCGGCCAGCAGCGCGGUCAAUGCCGUGGCGCGCGUGCUGACGGGGUAUGUCGGGGACCGGUGGGGCCGGCAGAAUAUGCUGGUGGUGACGAUGGCGGUGGCGGGGAGCAGUGUGUUGGGGUUGUGGUUGGGGAGCGCGGGUGGUGAUGGUGGAGGGGAGGGGAGUGGGUUGGGGGUGGGGCUUUGGGUGGCGUUUGUGGUGCUGUAUAGUUUUGCGGUUGGGGGGUAUUAUGCGCUGUUUCCGGCGUUGGUGGCGGAUGUGUUUGGGAUUCGGCAGUAUGCGGCGGUGAAUGCGUUUAUUUUGAUGGUGAGGGGGUUGGGGACCAUGUUUGGGAGCCCUGUGGGCGGCCAGCUGCUUGGGGCGCCGGACGAGGGGGCGCGGGCGUAUGUUAGCGUGGCGUAUUGGGACGGGGCGCUGUUGAUGGCUGCGACUGUGUGUUGUGCGGGGGUUCGCUGGGCGGAUGCGAAGGGGAAGGGAUGGCGGUGGAUUGCUUGA